This is a messenger RNA of Penicillium alfredii, 633 nucleotides long. Its product is annotated as CFEM domain-containing protein. Lineage: Eukaryota; Fungi; Ascomycota; Eurotiomycetes; Eurotiales; Aspergillaceae. The coding region runs from base 1 to 633 and encodes 210 amino acids. The record is from RefSeq and is a predicted model, not a curated record. The transcript has 3 exons.
AUGCACUUCUCCCACGCGCUGGUUGCCCUCGUUGCUGCCGGCCUAGCCAACGCCCAGCUUCCCGACGUCCCCGAGUGCUCGCUCAACUGCUUCGUCGAGGCCCUGACCGGCGAUGGCUGCUCGAAGCUGACCGACUUCUCCUGUCACUGCCAGAAGACGGAGCUGGUCAGCACCGUGACGCCCUGCGUCAAGAAGGCGUGCGAGGUUGCCGACCAGAUCGCCGUCUCCAAGGCAGUGGUUUCCCAAUGCUCGUCUGCCGGCCACCCCAUCGUGGUGCCCCCGGUUGAGACCGGCUCUGCCUCCUCCGACAGCAGCUCCACGACUGGGUCGAAUAGCACGCCUGCAGAGACCACCGCCACGGCUACUACCCUGCCCGGCGGCUCCGUCACCGUCCCGCACCCAACUGUCCCUUCGCCUACGGGACACACCUCGCACUCGGGCAGCUCGACCCCACUGAAGCCCACCAAGACCGGUGGUUCAGGCUCUGGUGGCUCGGGCUCUGGUUCUGGUUCUGGCUCCGGCACCGAGUCCAGCCCUGGUGCCAGCACCUCGGCCUACAACGGCGCUUCCUCCAACAAGGGCAACCUGGCUGGAGUGGCCGCCGUUGCCGCUGCUGCUGCUUACCUGCUGUAA